AGGACGUUCUGUCUGAACACAAGUAAAAACUUCUUUGCUGUGAGGGUGGCAGAGCACUGGGACAGGCUGCCCAGAAAGGUUCAGGAGUCUCCUCUGGAGAUACUCACAACCUGCCUGGAUGCAGUCUUGGGAAGCCUGCUUUAGGUGGAUUUGCUUUAGCAGGAGGGUCGGGUGUGAUGAUUUCUAAAGCCCCCUUCCAACCUCUGCUAUGCUGUGACCUGAUGUCUUGCAACCACGCUGAGGCUGAGCUGGGCUCAGCCCACAUUCCCCAUGGGACCAGGAGUGUUUCUUCCUCUGACUACAAGCCUCCAUAAGCUGCUUUUACUGCCCUGUGCACCCAUGGCUUGGCCCUCACUGCCCAGUCAUGGCAGACAUGGCCUCUGUUGAGCACACAACAGCUGAGGCUGCAGGAGAGGGAGCAGGGGGGCUUGCCCUUCUCCUUUACAGCUUCUGAGUGGUCAGCAUGAGGGAUUUAAAGGAGAGGAAGGAAGGUGCCUUUCCUCUGCUCGCAUCUUGUCUUCAGGGGCAGCCAGGUUCUGCAAAGGAGCUGGAGGCCAUCCCCAUGUUCAUGAAGCGGUGCCCGGCGGAGAUCGACGCGGAGCGGCAGCCCGACCUGGCCUGCCUGCAGUCCCUCCUGUUCGACGAGGAGCAGAGCCCCGCAGAGCUGGCCAAGAUGUACAAGAACGAAGGGAACGACUACUUCAAGGAGAAGGACUACAAGAGAGCCGUCGUCGCCUACAGCGAGGGGCUGCAGCGGCGGUGCGGGGACCCCGAGCUGAACGCUGUGCUGCACACGAACCGAGGCGCGGCGCAGUUCCACCUGGGUAACUACCGCUCGGCUCUCAGAGAUGCCAUCCAAGCCAGAAAGCUGAAGCCCACCCAUCUCAAAGCAAUCAUCAGAGGAGCUCUCUGCCACGUGGAGCUGAAGAACUUCUCCGAGGCAAUAGCGUGGUGUGAGGAGGGCUUGCAAAUAGAUGCCAAAGAGAGAAAGCUCGUGGAAACAAGAGCUAAAGCUGACAAAUUAAAGCGAGCUGAGGAGCGGGACGCAAGGAGAGCCAAGGCGAUGGAGAAGAAGGAGCAGUGCCAGAAGGAAAUCUUGCUUGCAGCGAUAAAGGAAAGAAAUAUCAAGCUGGCUCUUGAGCCUUCCAGUGAAGAAGAGGAAAUAUCAGGUGGCCUGGCUGAGAUAUCCUUAGAUGGGUUCCACUGUGACAGUGCCACCGGGGCCAAGGUGCACUUAGAUGCUGAUGGCAGCCUGAACUGGCCUGUCCUCUUUCUGUACCCUGAGCAUGAGCAAACAGACUUCAUUGCAGCUUUCCACGAGAACUCCAGGUUUAUUGAUCAUUUAAUGGUGAUGUUUGCUGAGUUACCUCCUUGGGAUUUAGAAAGAAAAUACCUUCCCAGCAGUCUGGAGCUCUAUUUUGAAGAUGAAGAAAGAGCAGAAAUGUACGAGCUGAACCCAGGACACACUUUGCUACAAGUGCUGCAGCACGAAAGGUAUUUUGUGAAGGCUGGGACCCCAGCAGUUUUGGCGCUUGUAAAGCACUCUCCUUUCUCUGAGAAGUAUUUCUGUGGCAAGAAGGUGCAUCGGCUGCCGUGAGCCAGGAGUGAAGAGCAGUCCUCUGCAGGAGCUGCUGCUUGGCGUCCCAGCUGCAGCCUGCACGCUCCUGCUGGAACCAAAACGCCUUGAGAAAUGCUCUUGGCACGCAGGGAGACUUCCAGGAAGGCAGCACAGGAGAACGAAGGGCUUACCAGAGGGGAUUAUUUGCUUAAAGAGAAACCCAGCUGGCUUGCAGAAGGUCCUGUCUAGCACAGGCUGCCUGUGCUUUUGAAAUAAACCUGAAGCAGUGCCAAACAAUGGCUGCAGUUGGA
Pogoniulus pusillus (Red-fronted tinkerbird) is the source of this 1869-nucleotide messenger RNA. It is a transcript of the gene TTC4, whose product is annotated as tetratricopeptide repeat domain 4. The coding region runs from base 464 to 1597 and encodes 377 amino acids. The record is from RefSeq and is a predicted model, not a curated record. Gene Ontology annotation, cellular component: nucleus; cytosol. Gene Ontology annotation, biological process: protein folding. Lineage: Eukaryota; Metazoa; Chordata; Aves; Piciformes; Lybiidae. Gene Ontology annotation, molecular function: Hsp70 protein binding; Hsp90 protein binding. The transcript is spliced from 10 exons.